AAUUAAGGAUAUUUGCUUUAUAAAUCUUUCUAAACCUGAACUCUCCGAACAAAAAAAUAAUCAAGUCUCUUUUCUGCCUAUGGAAGAUUUAGGAGAAUCUUCUUUGUAUACUGUUCCUUCAAAAAUUAGAAAAAUUGAAGAAGUUUAUAAGAAGGGUUACACUUACUUUCAAGAAAAUGAUUUGUUGUUGGCUAAACUUGGAGUGUGCUUUGAAAAUAACAAAAUGAGUAUCGCUAAAAACUUAGUAAAUGGUGUUGGUUUUGGUUCGACUGAAUUUAUUGUUUUACGAGCCAAAGAGGGAAUUUUGAUAGAAUGA
This is a messenger RNA of Racocetra persica, 316 nucleotides long. NCBI's taxonomy places the organism in Eukaryota, Fungi, Glomeromycota, Glomeromycetes, Diversisporales, Gigasporaceae. The record is from the annotation of a GenBank genome assembly.